UCUCCUUGGCCUGACCCUACUGCAGGGGCUCUCUGUCCCCACCGACAGUGGAGAUGGCCAGUUUAUUGGGUUCCUCUCUGUCCAGCUGUCUCCCCUCCCUCCUCUUCCUCCUCCUCCAGUUGACUUCCAGCUCUGCAGGACAGUUCAGAGUAAUAGGACCAGGGCACCCCAUCCGGGCGCUGGUGGGGGAUGAAGUGGAAUUGCCCUGUCGCAUAUCUCCAGGAAAGAACGCUACAGGCAUGGAGGUGGGAUGGUAUCGGCCCCCCUUCUCCAGGGUGGUUCAUCUCUACCGAAAUGGCAAGGACCAAGACGAAGAGCAGGCACCUGAAUACCGGGGCCGCACACAGCUGCUAAAAGACACCAUUGCAGAGGGGAAGGUGACCCUCAGGAUCCGGAAUGUGAGGUUCUCAGAUGAAGGAGGUUUUACCUGCUUCUUCCGAGAUCACUCUUACCAAGAGGAGGCAGCGAUGGAAUUGAAAGUGGAAGAUCCCUUCUACUGGAUCAACCCUGGCGUGCUGGUGCUCAUCGCGGUCCUGCCAGUGCUCCUCCUACAGAUCACCAUGGGCCUCGUCUUCCUGUGCCUGCAGCGCAGACUCCGAGGAAAACUCUGGGCAGAGAUAGAGAAUCUCCACCGGACUUUUGAUCCCCACUUCCUGAUGGUGCCCUGCUGGAAGAUAACCUUAUUUGUCAUCGUGCCGGUUCUCGGACCCCUGGUGGCCUUGAUCAUCUGCUAUAACUGGCUACACCGCAGACUAGCAGGGCAAUUUCUUGAGGAGCUAAGAAACCCCUUCUGAAGGAUACCGCAUCUUGGCUGGGAUGAAGAAGAGCCUGGCUGGUCCAAGGAUCAGUCCUUGGGGAUGUCACAUCCAUUGAGUUGCACAUUCACUGGCCUCCCUCCACGCUGCAGGGACAUUGCAAUCUGCAUUUCCAGGAAUGCUCUGAAUUCCAAACAGGAUUGACUUCUCUUCUGUUUUACCUUGUCUGUCCCUUUCCCCAGC
Messenger RNA from Bubalus bubalis (water buffalo), 998 nucleotides. It is a transcript of the gene MOG, whose product is annotated as myelin oligodendrocyte glycoprotein. NCBI's taxonomy places the organism in Eukaryota, Metazoa, Chordata, Mammalia, Artiodactyla, Bovidae. Gene Ontology annotation, biological process: T cell receptor signaling pathway; regulation of cytokine production. Gene Ontology annotation, cellular component: external side of plasma membrane. The transcript has 8 exons. Bases 54 to 794 code for a protein of 246 amino acids. The record is from RefSeq and is a predicted model, not a curated record. Gene Ontology annotation, molecular function: signaling receptor binding.